AUGAGAGGUUUCAAUUAUAGAAGCUAAUUAACUUUCUCUUAUUCAAAAUAAAUAAAUGAAAUGAAAUAGAUACUUGAAAAUGAUGGAUAUAAAUAGUUUGAAAUAAAUGAGUAAUAAAAUGUGAUAAAAUAUUCAAUUCCAAAUGAAAGAGUGAUUAGAUUAGAUAAUUUGCUUUAUCUUUUUGUAAUUUUUUUAGAAUAUAGUUUAGAAAAUCAAAUAUGUUAAAAUUACAAUAGCAUAAAUGAUUUAAUUAUGUUUGCAGAUUGUAUAUAAGUAUAAGUAAAUUUAAUAGAAUUCAAUAUAACAUAAUUAUUUGCAUAAAAAUAGAAUUUUAUUAUAAUUAGUUUCUUAAUAAGAAAGUUUAUCUAUAUUACCAAUCAAAUUAUAUUAUUAAAUACAUUUUAUUGGAUAUGAUUGUCCUUUCUAUGAAUAAAAAGAUUAUAAAAAUUCUAAAAUUAAUGAUAAAGAUGCUAUUAAAUCUAUUGUUGAAGAAAUUUUAAAAUACCUAGAACAAUAUUCAAAAAAAAAAGUGAAAAAUAAUCUUAAGUUUCAAACAAUAAUUUAAAAUUUAAGAUUAUAAAUCAAUCAAUCAUUUGAUUCAUUUAUUCAAGAAAUUAAUAAAAUUUAUAAAGAAUAUUCUAAUUUGAAUAAUUAGAACUAAAUGCUAUAAUCAUUAGAUAAAAAAAUCGAUAAUCUGAAUUUUAGAAGAUAUACUCGUAAUUAAAAUGUUUAAGAAAAUUUAUAAGCUCUAAAAUAAAAUUAUUUUAUUAAUGAUAGCUGGCAUUUGUUUGAAUUUUAUUUAUAUAAUACUUUACCAUUAAUUACUAAAGAAUUUAGAAAAGGUGCUUAUUAUUCCCAAUAAAAACCACCAAAAGAUUUAUAAUUUAUUAAUUUUCAAAAUUCACUUAUGUUUUAUGAUAAGAAAUUAAUAAAUGAUGUAAUUAAUAAAGAAAUUGAGAAUGUUAAUAAGUAAUUUAAGUUUGAAUGGGAUUUACAUACUAUUUAAAAAGAAAUAAUAGAGAUAAUACUUUUAAAAUUUUAAUUCCUUCAAUAUUUCUUAAAUGAUAUUCAAUAAAUGGAUAUAAAUGAUAUUGAAUAAAUAAAAAACCAAAUUGAUUUAAUAAAGGAGAAUAUAACAAAAGAAACGAUUGAACAAGAAAUUCAAAAUUAUUUAGAAUUGAUGAUACUUCAAAUGAUUGAUGAACUUAUUUGA
This is a messenger RNA of Paramecium sonneborni, 1213 nucleotides long. The record is from the annotation of a GenBank genome assembly. Lineage: Eukaryota; Ciliophora; Oligohymenophorea; Peniculida; Parameciidae.